This is a messenger RNA of Beta vulgaris subsp. vulgaris (sugar beet), 1219 nucleotides long. RefSeq lists its product as hypothetical. Bases 238 to 1005 code for a protein of 255 amino acids. The transcript is spliced from 4 exons. NCBI's taxonomy places the organism in Eukaryota, Viridiplantae, Streptophyta, Magnoliopsida, Caryophyllales, Amaranthaceae. The record is from RefSeq and is a predicted model, not a curated record.
GUCCCAUUGACGAGUUCUCUCACGUGAGUACGACUUCCACUCACACCAAAAACAACACUCUCAUUUCAUUUCCCCCAACUUCCCAUAUACGUUGUCCAAAAUGAAAAGAACUUCUCAUUCUCAUAUAAAACCCCAACUCCCAACUUCACUUACACACAUAAAUUGAAACCAACAAAUCAACUCUCUCUUUAACAUAAUCAUACUCUUAAUUACUCUUUCAUAAAUUAAUAUAAUAACAUGGAGGAUUUGGCUGCUAAUUUAGACGACGGAGAAUCAUGGCUUCCUUCUGAUAUUUUUCCAACCGAAGAAUCUCAUCAUCAACAUAAUCACAACCGUUCAACUGCUGUUACUGUUACUUCUAUAGAAGAUCUCAACCGUCACUUCAACAACUUGAGUUUUCUUCAUCAUCAUCACUCUCUUAUUACCCACAAACCUCCUAUUUCUCAGCGGUUAGAAAUGUAUGGAGCAAUGACACAGUUACAGUAUGCAGUAACCACUCCUACUCCAAAUGGGUGUUAUGGACUGAGUGUGGGUCCCAAAUCCGUUGACCAUGGUCUCUUCAACUAUGAUUCCGGUCCGGUUCACUCUAUUCCAGAUAUUCCGGUUCGACAUUUCUCUAUGCACAAACCGGUAGCUGAGCAAUUGAUGGAGACAAGAAUAGCUAGAAAUAGUAGGCCUGUGCAUAGGCAGCAACAAAACCGGCUUUAUACAUUACAACCAAGUGGGUGUGAAUCCGGGUUCGGGCUUGGAUUCGGGUUGAUGAGAAAUUGCCGCGGCGGUAGCAGUAGUAGUAGCAGUAGCACCUCCUCUGGUACUGGUGUUUUCAUCCCAUGCACCACCUCUCAUUCUGCCAUCCGCUCUGACGGUGAAACCUACAAGCCAUCAGGGGUGGCACCACAUAGAGGAACAACAAGGAGGCUUGGCACAAGGAAGGCAGAAGAAAACUAUUGCUGUAAAUCAGUUGGAUCUUCUGAAGUGGGACUACCAAAAGACUGGACCUACUAAAGACUUGGAGUUGUAGUACUACACUACUACUACUACUUCACUUAACUCAAGUGUUGUAAAGACAGCCGUUUCUGUUGACUUGUUAGUUUGAAACAUAAAUAAUCUAGUACUAGUUAUUACUACCAGUCUACUACAAUAGCUUUUGAAUAAUAAUAAUGCUUCUCCUUGAACUUAUGGAGUAGGUUAGUUUAUAUGUUUGUGUCCUUUGGUCACU